CAGAAAUCCGGAUUUAGCCAACUGUACGAUUGGCAAAAGCAGCUAGAACGACCGGAAUUCGUAUUGCAUGAUGGCCCACCCUAUGCAAAUGGUGAUUUGCAUAUGGGCCACGUUGUGAACAAGGUAUUGAAAGAUGUGGAAUUGCGUCGUCAGUUGGUCAAAGGGAACAAAGUCCGCUUUGUUCCUGGUUGGGAUUGCCACGGGUUGCCUAUUGAGCUGAAAGCUUUGGGGGAUCGCGGAAGUCGUGAUUUGGAUCCUGUGAAAAUUAGACAAAUUGCGAGAAGAUUUGCCGAGGAAACUGUUAAGAAACAGAAGGAAGGUUUCAAAAGUUGGGGAAUAAUGGCAAAUUGGGACAAGCCUUACUUAUCCUUUUCUUCUGAAUAUGUCAAGAAGGAGCUGGAAAUUUUUACUAGCCUUUUUGAAAAGGGUUUUAUUUUUAGAGAUUUUAAACCGGUUCAUUGGUCUCCUGUCUCAAGAACUGCUUUGGCGGAAGCAGAGCUUGAGUAUAAUAACGAACACGUCAGCAACUCGUUAUACUUCCGAGUACGAAUUGCCCCGGAAACUUUGGUUGCAAAAUUUGGAAACAAGGCCAUCUUUGCGAUUGUUUGGACAACAACGCCUUGGACUUUACCCGGAAAUGAAGCUGUUGCUUUUAAAGAAGAUGCUGAUUACGUUUUCCUCGUCGACUCAUCGAAAGAAGAAUCAAUUUAUGUUGCUGGUGCUGAGAAUAUAGAAGAAAUCAGUGAGCAAACCGGAAUCAAUUUCGAGAUUAUCCCUGGAUUGAUUCUCAAAGGACUGGUAGUCUUGGUAGUCAUGACACCAUCUUCGUCAAAUUUCUUCAGCGUUGCAGCAACUGAUGCAGCGUCUUGA
Notodromas monacha is the source of this 870-nucleotide messenger RNA. Lineage: Eukaryota; Metazoa; Arthropoda; Ostracoda; Podocopida; Cyprididae. The record is from the annotation of a GenBank genome assembly.